This is a messenger RNA of Metarhizium acridum CQMa 102, 906 nucleotides long. The record is from RefSeq and is a predicted model, not a curated record. Lineage: Eukaryota; Fungi; Ascomycota; Sordariomycetes; Hypocreales; Clavicipitaceae.
AUGCGUUUCAUUGCUGCUUUCGCCAGCCUGGCUGGUCUUGCCUCUGUCACCGCCGUUGGCCUCAAUGCCAACGUCGAAGCCGGUCUCGAGCUUGGCUCUCAUAUCGAUGCCGAGGCUGAUCUCGAUGUUAGCAUCAGCGCCGCUAAGAAAGCCCACGAGGGUUAUCAAUGCCCCCACAGCAUGAGCUACUGCCCGUGGACCAAGGCCUGUUCUUGCGCUCCUGGUCAGAAGCUCGACCUUGAUGUUAAGGCUUGUGUCGGUGACAAGCUUACUGGCGCUUGGCCCGAGCCGGAUAUUAAGGUGUACGCCUCUGUCGACGUCAAGCUUGGCACUUUCUGCGCUGCCUCUCCCACCAAGAUCGUCAAAUACAACGCCAGCCAUGAAUGGUGCCAGGCCAGCCUCUCCACCGUGGCUUUCGUAGCUGUCGCCGCUAUCGAGGCCGAGCUCGUUGCCGGUGUGGACAUCGACGUCAAGGCCAACAUCAGUGCUGAUCUCAAGAAUGUGUGCGGUGCUCUGUCUGGCCUCUACCUCGAAAGCGUCGUCGAUGCCGUUGUUGCCUUCAACACAGACGUCCUUGGCCUUGCUGUUGUCGACGCCGACGUCAAGGUUAGCCUGGGCUUGAGCCUUCUGACCAUCAUCAAGAACCUCACUUGCAAGCUCGGCCUUGGCAAGUGCAACUUUGACUGCGUUGCCUACUGCACCAAGGGCUGCCCGAACUAUAUUGAUGUUGUAGGCGAACUUGGUGGUCGUAUCACCGGUCUUGUUGGCUUUUGCAUUCUCCCGAAGGUCAUUCUGGUUGUUAACAGCCUGAAGGUGGUUGUCAACGUGGUGGUUGAAGGCCUUCUCUGUCUCGUCGGCGGUAUCAUCAAGACUGUUCUGUCUACCUUCGACUGCCACUGCAAAUAA